Molecule: messenger RNA, 3801 nt
Organism: Triticum aestivum (bread wheat)
Lineage: Eukaryota; Viridiplantae; Streptophyta; Magnoliopsida; Poales; Poaceae
Exons: 7
Coding region: 1061-3601 (846 amino acids)
Biological process (GO): negative regulation of transcription elongation by RNA polymerase II
Molecular function (GO): histone reader activity
Source: RefSeq, a predicted model, not a curated record
UAAUCAUCCUCGCACUGCUCCGUCCCAGAAAGGAAGCCAUUAUUGCUCCGUUCACCUGCUGCUGCGCACGCCGCCUCUCCCUCCCCCGCUCCCAGCCUGCAACCUUGGGUUCACCAGCACAAGUACAACCGGAGAGAAGCGGGGUUUCGCCUCCAAAAUCUCUCGGCGAUUAAAAGAAGUUCUUGAGGUCGUCUAUUAUACUUGCUUUAAUCGCACUGCUCCGUCCCAGGAAGGAAGCCAUUAUUGCUCCGUUCACCUGCUGCUGCGCACGCCGCCUCUCCCUCCCCCGCUCCCAGCCUGCAACCUUGGGUUCACCAGCACAAGUACAACCGGAGAGAAGCGGGGUUUCGCCUCCAAAAUCUCUCGGCGAUUAAAAGAAGUUCUUGAGGUCGAUGUGACCCCGUUUCCAUCUUUGGAGGUUUCGUGGAGAGGAUGGGUUUUGCGCGGGGAAUGUGCUGGAUGGAUUCUCGAGGUCUCUGUUGAAUCCAGUUUCUUGGAGAUUUGGGAGGUUUGAUUUCGUCCGAGCUCAGGACGCCCAAGCCAUUGUGCUUGUGUCCCGGGGAGAUUAUUUGGAGCGGCGGAAGGUGGUGCGACAUGGCUGUUGUAUGUGAAAUCUGUGGAGAUGUUGGUUAUGGACAUCUUUUGCUAUCUUGCGAUCACUGCAAGUGUGCCAUGCACCAGACAAACCCAAUAAGUUUUAAUGUUCUCAUGGGAACUUAUUAUUGAUCACAUCAGAUGCCAUACAUGUCAUACAUCUGAUGUCAUACAUUGAUUACAGGACAAACCCAAUAAAUACUGUCUGGCCAAGGUUCUUUUUGAUGGAUCAUUAGUAGAACGCUGGUUCUGUGAUGAAUGCCUGCCAAAGCGUGGUGAAGUUACUUAUGAGGGAUUUUUGCAGAAGGCGCCAAAACAUACUCGUUCUGGUUCUGCAGUACGCCGGGCAAGUACCAUAAGUGUGAGGUCAACAAGGGAAGCAGGGCCAUGUAGAAACCAUAAGAGUAAGUCAGAGAAGUCUAAAAGUAAAUCUCGAAGAAAGAAAUGUUUGUCAAGCAAGAAUUCUAUGCUAAGGAAGCACAAACAAAAGGGGUCAGAUAUGCAACCAAUGGGUAACAAGACCAUUACACGAGAUUGCAAUGCUCCCAAUAUUUAUUGUGAUAGUGAGAAGGAACUUCAUUCCUGUGAAGUCAUGUCCAUUGAAACAUCCAAGGCCGGCAAAGCGGAGAAUCAGCAGAUUGACCAUGGACAUUGUGUUCAUACAUUAAACAAUGAUUGUGUUGCAAAUUGCUUGCCCGCAAGGGUAAAACAAAUCAAUCUCCAAAACCCAUUGGAUGAAUUUGAACCUCCUCUAGGUGAUGCAAGGCAAUUGAACCCCUCAAAGGACAGUGACUGCCUGUCGCCAGGGAACGUUGGAAUUGAAAAUCCAAAGGGUCAUGUUACACCAGUCAUAGCACGGGGAAAUCAGAGUGUACCCAAUAUUUCUUGUGAUAGUGGGAAGGCACUUAAUUCUUGUGAAGUCAUGACCAUUGAAACAUCCAAGGCCGGCAAAGAGGAGAGUCAGCAGAUUGGCCAUGGACAUUGUGUUCAUACAUUAAACAAUGAUUGUGUUGCAAAUUGCUUGCCAGCAAGGGUAAAACAAAUCAAUCUCCAAAACCCAUUGGAUGAAUUUGAACCUCCUCUAGGUGAUGCAAGGCAAUUGAACCCCUCAAAGGACAGUGACUGCCUGUCGCCAGGGAAUGUUGAAAUUGAAAAUCAAAAGGGUCAUGUUACACCAGUCGUAGCACGGGGAAAUCAGAGUGCACCAUCAACACUACUGGAUCAGGUGGAUUCAGGUUCCUUCCCAGGAACCAAUUUGAAAGAAAUCGUUCUUCUGGAGGACAGUGAUACAUCAGCGGAACUUUUUUAUACUGUUGAGAAUUGUGUUAAGGACAAUCAAGGGAAGCAAACACAGCUCAUUAUACUGGACGAUGAUGAAGAAGAGGCUGCGGAUGUGCAGUCAGAAGAUUAUAAUCAUCGGUCGCUUGAGUGUGAUGGACCACUGAACAAGCGUAGAAUAGGCAUGGAAGAUUGUGUCGAACAAGCUGUACAGACUGGUGAUUUGAAUGGUCAAAAUCUCAAUGCUGUACACCUAGAUAUUUUGAUUCCUGAAUCUUGUGAGAUUACUCAGCCUGUGAAGAAACGGAGGAGAAAUAUAGAGGAGAAUGAAGAUAACAAAGAUGAAGAGGUUUUAAUAGGUACCAGUAAUCGUAAAUGUGCUCUUGAUGAUGCUUCAAAGUUGACAUCAGAAACUUUAGUUGCAACGGAUCCUGUUCUCGGAUCCAGAAUGGCAUUUGAUUCAGAGUUUGCCAAUCAGCAAUGUUCUAUGUACUCACAACCCACUGAUGAACCUAUCUGGAGUGGAAUACUUAAGAUAAACAACGAAGUAUAUAUCUCGUUGACUGCACACCUGUCGACCACAGCUUGUGGGUUCGUGCGGGAAUUGUCAAGGUCGUUGCGACCAGUAGUUAAAGUAAUCAAGCUCCCUCAGUUGGAAGCCUGGCCACAGAGUUGGAGGACUUCAAGACCUACUGAUGGCGACAUUGCAUUGUAUUUCUUCCCGCCCAGUGCGAGCCCAAAUGAAGAAUCGGAUGGUCCAGUGGAGGAAAUCAUUGAUAGUGGUGCUGUCUUACAAGCUGUUAUUGGUGUCGCUGAGCUGCUAAUCUUCCCCUCCACAAUGUUGCCAGCGCAAUAUCAUUUGUGCCAGGGCAAACGCUACCUGUGGGGGAUGUUCAAGCGUAGGGAAGAUGAGUCCGACAAAGAUCAUCUAGUUGAACAACAAUAUGAUUCAGCAUGUGCCAAAGAAGGGGAGAUACAAGAACACAUUUUUAUGGACCGGCAAUAUGAAGUACAAUGUGAGUCACCAGAUCAUGAAACUUCCGCUGUGAAGCAUGUCGUGCAUGUUGAGAAUCAAAUGCUGGUGGAGCAGAACUGUGGAGGGCAAGAGGCGACGAUGAGUGCUACGAUGGGCCUUCACUCACCUGGCAACAAUCCGUCAUCCGCAGAGCCGAACCCACCAAAGGCUAGAUCAAACUGUUUCACACAGCCAAGAGCUGACAGUAAACCAGAUAUGCCUGAAGAAGUGGACCACCAAGAUGAGAAAAACUUCAUCAAGCCAUCAGCUGACCCUGCGGGACCUGCUGCAGCCACUCCCAGUUCAAUCGAUUCUACCGAGUGUGGGGCAGCGCCUCCCAUGACCCAAUUGUUUGGAUUUGUCACGGCUCGGACACCAAGAGCGCAGAAGCUCAUCCAGGAGAUGGUCAGCGAAGGUGCGCUGUUAUUUUCGGUGGCUGAAGAGAUAGCGACUGGCGGAUCUGCAGUAGGCAGUAAUACUGGAGCACAAGUACAUCUGGCACCUGACAGUGCGUCUCCGCCUAUGCAGGAGCGCUGCCAGCCCAUCGGAUUCGUUCCACUGGAUGAUGAUGUGGCUUCUGAAGCCUGCCUGGAACUGUUCCCAGUUCGGCAGGGGCAUAUUGGAUGGACUCCUAGGGUAGAAACUAGCAAGGAGGUAGAUCUUGACCUGAGCCUUAGUGCGCGUUCCCGAGCAUCGUGUGGGUCAAUCCUGUAAUAUUUGCUGCCGAGGCUCCUUACGAACCUGGCCGGGUACAAUUUUGCUGAGAAUUGCAAUGGAUUGCCGUCUACCAAGCCGGCAAUCUUUUCUCUGUUAUUUCCAGUGCAUUCGUUUGCAAUGUUGCUGGCCAUGCUUUUUCUUGUAGUGAGUACUUUUUUGUACUAAUAAUAACCUUAAUAGCUAAGCUAUUAAACUGA